This is a messenger RNA of Myotis davidii, 1549 nucleotides long. RefSeq names its product BTB (POZ) domain containing 6 (gene BTBD6). Gene Ontology annotation, cellular component: cytosol. NCBI's taxonomy places the organism in Eukaryota, Metazoa, Chordata, Mammalia, Chiroptera, Vespertilionidae. Gene Ontology annotation, biological process: neurogenesis. The record is from RefSeq and is a predicted model, not a curated record. Gene Ontology annotation, molecular function: protein binding.
CCGCCCCUGCGCCCCGAGCCCAGCCCGUGCCUUUCCCUUUGCAGGAACGCGCUCCUCUUCAACAACGAGCUCAUGGCCGACGUCCACUUCGUGGUGGGGCCCCCGGGCGGGGCCCAGAGAGUGCCUGCCCACAAGUACGUCCUGGCCGUCGGGAGCUCCGUCUUCUACGCCAUGUUUUACGGGGACCUGGCCGAAGUCAAGCCCGAGAUCCACAUCCCGGACGUGGAGCCCGCGGCCUUCCUCAUCAUGCUCAAGUACAUGUACAGCGACGAGAUUGACCUGGAGGCGGACACCGUGCUGGCCACGCUCUACGCAGCUAAGAAGUACAUCGUCCCCGCGCUGGCCAAGGCCUGCGUGCACUUCCUGGAGACGAGCCUGGAGGCCAAGAACGCCUGUGUGCUGCUGUCGCAGAGCCGGCUCUUUGAGGAGCCCGAGCUGACCCAGCGCUGCUGGGAGGUCAUCGACGCGCAGGCGGAGAUGGCCCUGCGGUCCGAGGGCUUCUGCGAGAUCGACUGGCAGACCCUGGAGGUCGUGGUCACCCGGGAGGCCCUCAACGCCAAGGAGGCGGUCGUCUUCGAGGCCGUGCUCAGCUGGGCCGAGGCCGAGUGCAAGCGGCAGGGCCUGCCCGCCACCCCGCGCAACAAGAGGCACGUCCUGGGGCCGGCCCUCUACCUGGUCCGCAUCCCCACCAUGACCCUGGAGGAGUUCGCCAACGGCGCCGCCCAGUCAGACAUCCUGACGCUGGAGGAGACGCACAACAUCUUCCUGUGGUACACGGCGGCCAACAAGCCCCCGCUCGACUUCCCGCUGACCAAGAGGCGGGGCCUGGCCCCGCAGAGGUGCUCAAGCUCAAGCCUGGGGGUGGUCCUCGCCCAGAACCUGAUCAGGUUCGUGUCCGACGGCUCCUGCAGCACCUUCCUGGUCUGGUUCGAGCACCCGGUGCAGGUGGAGCAGGACACCUUCUACACGGCCAGCGCCGUGCUGGACGGCAGCGAGCUCAGCUACUUUGGGCAGGAGGGCCUGACAAAGGUGCAGUGCGGGAAGGUGACCUUCCAGUUCCAGUGCUCCUCCGACAGCACCAACGGCACCGGGGUGCAGGGCGGGCAGAUCCCCGAGCUCAUCUUCUACGCCUGAGGCCGUGGGCGGGCGGGCGCUGGGGGGACAGAGCCGCUCGCUUUCUCCCCCGAGGGACAGGCUUCAGAACUCCUAACCUUUUGUGCGCAGCUGGCUGUAGCCAGGGGUAUAAACGAGACGGUUCUACAUGGCCAGAGCCCAGGUUCUGAAUCCAGGGGGCUGGGCCUCGUCACAUCUCCUGCACAUUGGGGUGCACACUCAGGUGGAGGGCGGAUUUGGGGGGGGGCAGCCCGGACCCCACCAGAGGUGCCCACACCACCUGCUUUGUGGGCUUGGCCGUCCCUCCCACCCUCCUAGAUCUUGUUCUGAGUUGUUCUAAGCUUAAGACCUCCCACCAAAUCUAAAACCUGGGAAAAGUCAUUUAAUAUCAUUUCUCUUGAGUUUUAAUAAAGUGAGAGCCACAGGCAGAUAGGUG